This is a messenger RNA of Puma concolor (puma), 1506 nucleotides long. It is a transcript of the gene ALDH1A1, whose product is annotated as aldehyde dehydrogenase 1 family member A1. The record is from RefSeq and is a predicted model, not a curated record. Lineage: Eukaryota; Metazoa; Chordata; Mammalia; Carnivora; Felidae. Gene Ontology annotation, molecular function: oxidoreductase activity, acting on the aldehyde or oxo group of donors, NAD or NADP as acceptor.
AUGUCGUCUUCAGGCACGCCAGACUUACCUGUACCACUCACCAAUUUGACAUAUAAAUAUACUAAGAUUUUCAUAAACAACGAGUGGCAUAAUUCAGUGAGUGGCAAGAAAUUUCCUGUCUUUAAUCCUGCAACCGAAGAGAAACUCUGUGAAGUAGAAGAAGGAGAUAAGGAGGAUAUUGACAAAGCAGUGAAGGCCGCAAGACAGGCUUUUCAGAUCGGCUCUCCAUGGCGCACCAUGAAUGCUUCAGAGAGAGGGCGGCUAAUAUACAAGUUGGCUGACUUAAUUGAAAGAGAUCGUCUUCUCCUGGCAACAAUGGAGUCAAUGAAUGGUGGAAAACUAUUCUCCAACGCAUAUCAGAUGGAUUUAGGGGGUUGCAUAACGACAUUACGCUACUGUGCAGGGUGGGCUGACAAGAUCCAGGGUCGCACGAUACCCAUCGAUGGAAACUUUUUUACUUAUACAAGACAUGAGCCUAUUGGUGUAUGUGGCCAAAUCAUUCCUUGGAAUUUCCCGUUGGUCAUGCUCAUUUGGAAGAUAGGGCCUGCCCUUAGCUGCGGAAAUACAGUGGUUGUCAAACCUGCAGAGCAAACUCCUCUCACUGCUCUUCACGUGGCAUCUUUAAUACAAGAGGCAGGUUUCCCUCCAGGAGUAGUGAACAUUGUGCCUGGUUAUGGACCUACCGCAGGGGCGGCCAUUUCUUCCCACAUGGACAUAGACAAAGUGGCCUUCACAGGAUCUACAGAGGUUGGCAAAAUGAUCAAAGAAGCUGCCGGGAAAAGCAAUCUGAAGAGGGUGACGCUGGAGCUUGGUGGAAAGAGCCCCUGCAUUGUGUUUGCCGACGCCGACUUGGAUAAUGCCAUUGAAUUUUCCCACCAUGGAUUAUUCUACCACCAAGGCCAGUGUUGCAUAGCUGCAUCCAGACUCUUUGUGGAAGAAUCAAUUUAUGAUGAGUUUGUUCGAAGGAGUGUUGAACGGGCUAAAAAAUACGUUCUUGGAAAUCCUCUGACCCCAGGAGUCAGUCAAGGCCCUCAAAUUGACAAGGAACAAUAUGAAAAAAUACUUGACCUCAUUGAGAGUGGGAAGAAAGAAGGGGCCAAACUGGAAUGCGGUGGAGGCCCCUGGGGGAAUAAAGGCUACUUCAUCCAGCCCACAGUUUUCUCUAAUGUUACAGACGAGAUGCGCAUCGCCAAAGAGGAGAUAUUUGGACCAGUGCAGCAAAUCAUGAAAUUUAAAUCUUUAGAUGAAGUGAUCAAGAGAGCAAACAAUACCAUUUAUGGCUUAUCAGCAGGGAUCUUUACCAAAGAUGUGGAUAAAGCCAUAACAGUCUCCUCCGCUCUGCAGGCUGGGACAGUGUGGGUGAAUUGCUAUAGCGUGGUAUCUGCCCAGUGCCCCUUUGGUGGUUUCAAGAUGUCUGGAAAUGGAAGAGAACUGGGAGAAUAUGGUCUCCACGAAUACACAGAGGUCAAGACGGUCACAAUGAAAAUUUCUCAGAAGAACUCAUAA